AUGUCAUAUUCUACCGACUUACCGCCGGUCACUCUCCUCUUGCAGGAGGUCCAGACGGUGACUUCAGCCAUGAGGCGAAACCAGCGGUGGGCAUCGACUUCAUCCUCCUCCUACGCUUCCUCCUCUUCACCUUCACUCCGAUCACAUAGGCUGGGAAGACAAGGAUCAGUCAGAAGUGGGAGUAGGCGAGGUGCGAGGGGCAGUGAAGGAGGUGUGGACGAAGGUGAUCUGAUGGAUGGGUUCGUAGAGCUCAGAAGGACAUUAAGCGGUGUGAAGGACAUUACCGCUCUCUCGCCCCUUGACAUAUGCGCUCCGUUCCUAGCAUUGAUACGAUCCCCAUUGACAUCCGGACCUAUCACCUCCCUAUCUCUCUCAUCACUCAAUUCAAUAAUCUUAUCGAUCAUUCCACUCUACCUCACACCAUCUUCACUGGAAAUCACACCAUUGACACCAUUACAGCUCACACUAACACAUAUUACCUCGGCCUUGUCCCAAUGUCGAUUUCCUUCAUCUUCCCCUCAGCAGGACGAACUGGUAUUAAUCAAGUUACUCAAAGUGAUCGAUUCUCUCAUUGCUCCCAUACCCGUGCCGACUACUACAGAGGGUCUGAAGGGUAUAGGAAAUAUGUUGGAUCAUAUGGGUGAUGAGAGCGUUUGCGAGUUGUUGGAAGUUGGUUUAGGGAUGUUAGCGAGAUCGAGAUUAGGUGAAGGUGUGAGGAACUCCGCUCAAGCUUCGGUACAAGGCAUAACUCGAGUAUGCUUCGUCAGGCUGAAAGUCCUCAGACCGGAGGACGUGGAAAGGCUCUUGGGUGCAAAUGAAGGUGUACAGCCCAAGAAGGUCAUCAACGAAGAAAGUCAGGAACAGGUCAAUGAGGAGAAAGCUGCUGCUGAAGAGAAAGAUCAGGUCGAUGGUGGACCGCAGAAGGAGAAGGAGACUGUGCAAAAUCGAGAAGGCGAUGAACUGAAACAAGAGGAAAAGAAGACUAUCGAGGAGAAGAGGGAACCAGUCGAGCCUACACCUUCGCUAUUCACCCCUUAUGGUUUACCAACCAUCCUGGAACUUCUCCGAGUGCUCAUAGCUCUGCUCAACCCCAACGACCAGGCUCAUACGGACUCUAUGAGAUUAUCAGCGUUAGCUAUACUGAAUACCGCGUUGGAAGUUGGCGGAUCCAGUCUGGGCAAUUGGCCUGAGUUGAGGGAAGGCGUAAGGGACGAAGGCUGUCGAUACCUCUUCCAGCUUACCCGCUCUGAUUCACCAUCCCUUCUCGCCCAAUCCCUUCGUACCACCUCAACUCUCUUCUCGACCCUUUUACCUCAAUUGAAGCUGCAACUCGAGCUAUUUCUCUCGUAUCUCAUUGAUCGACUUACCCCUCCCAACCCUUCGCCUAUCCCUCCUCAUCUCUUAGGUCGAUCAGACCCUCCUUCCCGACCUGGUACACCUAGUCUUGCUGGUGGCUCAACAGACGGUCGUGCGACUCCAGUCAACGGAGAAAAACCUCCUAUAGAUUCCCCCGCACCCUCGGCUACUCCUCGACCUCUCAGCUUACUCCCACCUGUUCCGAACGAAACAAAAGAACUCAUGCUUGAUACACUCACCCAAAUCGCUCUCCGACCAAGUUUCAUGGUAGACUGUUGGGUGAAUUUCGACUGUUCGACGGAGAGUGAAGAUAUAUUUGAGAGACUCAUGACGUUCCUGACUCGAGGUGUUUAUCCUUCGGGACCACCUAAAGGUGAUGGAUCGACCAAUUUGUUCGACGGAUUGGAUAAUACGCAACUUCUCUCUUUAGAAAUCUUACUAUCAUUUGUCAGUUCUAUGGCAGAAAGAUUAGACGGUUCAGAAGAACCUUGGUCACCUGAUUAUACGGGAUAUGAACUUCUCACUGAACAGAAAUCGAGAAAAGGAGUAUUAUUAACUGGUGCUUCGUUAUUUAAUCAAAAGCCCAAGACUGGUUUGGCAUUCUUAGAGAAAGAAGGUAUUAUCUCCCCUCAGGCCGGUGGUGAAGGAACAGAAGAGGAUAAGAAGAACCUCGCAAUCGCAAGAUUUUUAAGAAGUUCAAGUAGAUUGGACAAGAAAUUGGUUGGAGAAUAUAUAAGUAGACCAGAUCAGUUGGGGUUGUUAAAAGCUUUCAUCGGUCUGUUCGAUUUCAAAGGGAAAUCGAUAGCGGAUGCGAUGCGAGAAUUACUGGAAACUUUCAGAUUGCCUGGUGAAGCUCAGCCGAUAGCUAGAAUAACGGAAACUUUCGCAGAACAUUUCUUCUCCUUCGAACCUGCCGAGAUCGUCGAUCAGGAUGCUGUUUAUGUGCUUGCUUAUUCGGUUAUCAUGCUCAAUACCGAUUUACAUAAUCCCCAGAAUAGAAAACGAAUGACUAUCGAGGAUUAUAAGAAAAAUCUGCGAGGCGUAAAUGGAGGAAAAGAUUUCGAUCCUGAAUAUCUCGCAUCAAUCCAUGAAUCAAUCAAGAAGAGGGAGAUUAUCUUGCCCGAAGAGCAUGCUGGACAACAUGGAUUCGAAUAUGCGUGGAAGAGCUUGAUGCAGAGGUCCAGGACUGCCGGACCUAUGAUUAUCUGCAACACUGCGGUCUUCGAUGAAGCUAUGUUCAAGCUGUCUUGGCGACCACUUAUUUCCUCCUUCGCAUACGCCUUUACGACCUCUGCUCAAGAUGAGCACGUCAUACAAAAAGCCAUAACGGGCUUCCGCCAAUGUGCUUCUCUAGCAGGACAUUUCAGGCUUCUCGAGGUAUUCGAUACUAUUGUCCAAUCGCUAUCUAGUGCGACAGGAUUACUCGAUGAGACUGAAGAUGGCUAUCAGAUGUCCAACUAUCCCUCAGUAGAGAAAGAAGGACAGACAUUGACUGUUUCGCCACUAUCGAUCCGUUUCGGUCAAUCAUACCGUUCGCAACUAGCUACCGUUGUGCUAUUUACUAUUGCGAAUGGGAACGGAUCAGCGAUUAGAGAAGGAUGGUUGUCAAUAUUCGAGAUGUUCCAGACACUGUUUCUGCAUCAAUUGUUACCUACCCCGAUGUUACAGAUGGAAGAUUUCUUAGCUGGUACCACGACUAUACCGAUGAAAGCUUCCGCACCUACACCUCAACCUGAACGAAGACCUGAAGGAGGUCUGCUAUCGACCUUGUCAAGUUACCUGUUGAGUCCGUAUGGUCAGAGUAACGAGGUGCUAGUGAUGGAGACAUCGGAUGAGGAUGUGGAGAAUACGCUAGUAGCGGUCGAUUGUCUGUCCAGCUGUAAAUUAGAAGAAUUGUAUGCUGAGAUAUUAGCGCUCAACGUCGAGGCCCUCUUACCUGCCUUACGAGCUAUUCGAUUCUUAGCGGAAUCACGUACGACCGCCAAACUCCAGGCUAGAUCUGAAGUACGGGGCGAGACUGGUUCACCGGUAUUGGUGAGAUUCGAAGGUCAAUUACCUUACGAUCCAGCUUGUGUAUUCCAUUUGGAGAUGAUGGUUAGUCUAGCGAGUAGGAGUAAAGAGAAUAUCGCGGAGACUUGGCCAAUCAUUUUCGAGUAUAUCUCUUCACUGCUCUCUUCGGCUCAGUCGUACAGUGUUCUGCUCAUCGAGCGAGCUGUCGUGGGAUUAUUACGAUUAUGCUUGAUCGUCUCUGAAAAUCCUGAACUCCGAGAUCAGCUGUACAUCGCACUUGACGUACUUCGAUCACUUCCCUCAACUGUACUCAACUCCGUAUCCGAACAAUUGAUGGCGGGAGUAGCAAGGAUUCUAGAGAAAGAUAAGAGCGUGGUAUCUUCCCAGACAGAAUGGAAUUUGGUUAUUGCGUUAUUCAGAGCGACCGUAGCUCAUCCGGAAGCCAGUAAAGUGACUCUACAAAUCGUUCAAAAGAUGGCUUCCUCCUCGGGGUCGUCUGGUGCAGGAGAGUCUGGACCUGGAUUAACAAACGAUAAUUAUUCUGGAACUGUUGCCCUCCUGGAUGAAUUUGCUACUGCUGCUGGAGCGGCGGCUGCGAAUAGAUCACAACAGAAUAGAAGGAGUGCCUCCCAUCAGAAUCAAAAUACUAGCUUAGGUCCAACGGUCGAAAGAGGUUUGACUGCUUUGGACUCGUUAUAUGAAUUGAGGAAUGUGAUUCCUGGUUUGAUAGCUAAGAGUGGAUUGGGUGAACAUGAAGCAUUCAAUACAUUCUGGCUUCCACCAUUGUUGGUGAUAGGCAAACAAUGUAUAAACGGCUGUUCACAAAUCCGCCAACGAGCUAUAGCAUAUCUUCAAAGAUUAUUAUUAUCAACUCAAUUACUUUCAAGUAACAUUUCAUCCGGAAUCCUCUUAAUCAUAUUCGAUAAGAUCCUUUUCCCCGUAUUAGACGAAUUACUCAAAUCUUCUCAAACGGCUCAAAGCCAAACUCAGUAUAGGGAAAUGGCCGAAACUCGCUUAAAAGCUUGUACGUUGCUUUGUAAGAUAUUCUUACAGUAUGUGAUCAAGUUGGUAGAAUAUGGUAAUCCCAAGGUCGUCGAGGGAUUGUGGGUGGGCGUGUUGGAUAAGUUGGAGAGGUUCAUGAGAGGAGAGAGGGAUUUGAUGAACGAAGCUUCCGAAUCGCUCAAGAACGUCGUCCUAGUUAUGCAUUCCUCAAACUUGCUCGUACCUCCCUCAGCUCCCGGUACGGAAGAUACACGUACACCUGAACAAAGAGAAUUAUGGGAUAAGAGUGUAGAAAGAAUAGAAAGAGUCUUACCUGGUUUCCUCAAUGAGGCUAUUCCCCCUCCACCACCUGCGCCAGCGCCAGUGUUACAAACACAACAGCCAAGCGAGGGACAGGCGUGA
Messenger RNA from Kwoniella botswanensis, 4770 nucleotides. RefSeq lists its product as uncharacterized. NCBI's taxonomy places the organism in Eukaryota, Fungi, Basidiomycota, Tremellomycetes, Tremellales, Cryptococcaceae. The transcript is spliced from 14 exons. Gene Ontology annotation, biological process: regulation of ARF protein signal transduction. The coding region runs from base 1 to 4770 and encodes 1589 amino acids. The record is from RefSeq and is a predicted model, not a curated record. Gene Ontology annotation, molecular function: guanyl-nucleotide exchange factor activity.